Messenger RNA from Microtus ochrogaster (prairie vole), 2570 nucleotides. RefSeq names its product potassium inwardly rectifying channel subfamily J member 9 (gene Kcnj9). Gene Ontology annotation, biological process: regulation of monoatomic ion transmembrane transport; potassium ion import across plasma membrane. Gene Ontology annotation, cellular component: plasma membrane. Gene Ontology annotation, molecular function: G-protein activated inward rectifier potassium channel activity. NCBI's taxonomy places the organism in Eukaryota, Metazoa, Chordata, Mammalia, Rodentia, Cricetidae. The record is from RefSeq and is a predicted model, not a curated record.
GGAUGACACAGAUACCAAGUCCUAGUCUGAGCUGCCGCUACAUUUAGGAGUCUGCGGUUCCCACUCUCAGAGGGGACCUGUGGUGGGGGGGGACAUGGUGUCAGGGACAUGGGCACCAACCCCCAAGGGUCUCUGCUGCCGUCUCUCCUCUCCAGGCUCUACUUUGGUUCAUAUGGUCCAUAUCUCUUAGGGGACCCUAAGAGCCUAGGGAAGGACUCUGGGCAUCCAUCUCUCAGGGAAGAAGGCAUCUCAGAGUACAUCUCAGGGGGAAGAAUUUGAAACAAAAUCAGUCCCCGCAGGAUUCCAGUUGCAGCGCCAUGGCGCAGGAGAACGCCGCCUUUUCUCCGGUGUCGGAGGAGCCACCCAGGCGCCGUGGCCGCCAGCGCUACGUGGAGAAGGACGGGCGCUGCAACGUGCAGCAGGGCAAUGUGCGGGAGACCUACCGCUACCUAACCGACUUGUUCACCACGCUGGUGGACCUGCAGUGGCGCCUCAGCCUGCUCUUCUUCGUGCUCGCCUACGCGCUCACUUGGCUCUUCUUCGGCGCCAUCUGGUGGCUCAUCGCCUACGGCCGCGGCGACCUGGAGCACCUGGAGGACACCGCGUGGACCCCGUGCGUCAAUAACCUCAACGGCUUCGUGGCUGCCUUCCUCUUCUCCAUCGAGACCGAGACCACCAUCGGCUACGGGCACCGCGUCAUUACUGACCAGUGCCCCGAGGGCAUCGUGCUGCUGUUGCUGCAGGCCAUCCUGGGCUCUAUGGUGAACGCCUUCAUGGUGGGGUGCAUGUUCGUUAAGAUCUCGCAGCCCAACAAGCGGGCCGCCACGCUGGUCUUCUCCUCUCACGCUGUGGUGUCGCUGCGCGACGGGCGCCUCUGCCUCAUGUUCCGCGUGGGCGACCUGCGAUCCUCGCACAUCGUGGAGGCCUCCAUCCGCGCCAAGCUCAUCCGCUCGCGCCAGACGCUCGAGGGCGAGUUCAUCCCUCUGCACCAGACCGACCUCAGCGUGGGCUUCGACACCGGGGACGACCGCCUCUUCCUUGUCUCACCUCUUGUCAUCAGCCACGAGAUCGAUGCCGCCAGCCCCUUCUGGGAGGCGUCACGCCGCGCCCUCGAGAGGGACGACUUCGAGAUCGUGGUCAUUCUCGAGGGCAUGGUGGAGGCCACGGGAAUGACAUGCCAAGCUCGAAGCUCCUACCUAGUAGAUGAAGUGCUGUGGGGCCACCGGUUCACAUCUGUGCUCACCCUGGAGGACGGCUUCUAUGAGGUGGACUAUGCCAGCUUCCAUGAGACCUUUGAGGUGCCCACACCCUCGUGUAGUGCCCGGGAGUUGGCAGAGGCUGCAGCCCGCCUCGAUGCCCAUCUCUAUUGGUCCAUCCCCAGCAGGCUGGAUGAGAAGGUGGAGGAAGAGGGGGCUGGGGAGGGGGCAGGAGGGGGAGAUGGAGCAGACAAGGAGCAGAAUGGCUGCCUACCACCCCCGGAGAGUGAGUCCAAGGUGUGACUGGUUUUCUCCAAACCCCUGUGGCAGACCAGGGGGCUAGACACAGGUACAUGGAAGCUGCGGAGUGGAGAUGGAAGAAGAGGAGGCAGGCAAUGUCCCAAGGAAUGGCUAAUGUUGGGAGAGGCCCGCUGAGUCCAGGAUCCAGUGGGGAAGAAAGAAGACCUGGUUUGAAGAGAGGAGAGGGUGGGGAUGAAAGAACAUAUCGGUCUGUCUGUCUGACCUUCACAUCUGUUCGUGGGUGGAUGGAUGGACAGAAGGAUGGGCUUAUGGGGUUGAAUAGGAAGGUCGGGCAGACAGAGGCAGCCAGUGGAUAGCUUGGGUGGCCUAUGGAUCGACAGUUGGUGAACCCAGGGCUGCCUUAACCUGCAGCACACCUUUGGGCAAAACCGACCAAUACCCUUUUCUUCCAGACAGAGGCAACCUCAAACCAGGGGACAUGGCUUAGGGAGUAGAGUGUCAGACCAAUUGCUGCCCCCACCCACCUCCUCAGCUGGUUUCCCUGUGUGUGACACACCUGUCUAGACAAAGUGGCCACCGCUGAGACAGAGAAAAGGCUGUGGAGCAGGGUAUAGAUGUGACCCUAUCCAGAUUCACUAUCCCGCUGUGAUAGGCUCAGAUACCCUCAGGGGGUAGACAAACAAGCAAGGGUAGACUCUGAGCAGGGGCCCUGGAGCAGGACCAGGAAAGACUGAGGACAGCAGUGGUUUUUUGAGGCAGCGGAAUGAAACCUUGCAGGUAGGUACUGCUAUAGAAACAAAAAAGCCGAGAGACUCUGAGGUGGAAGAAAGACCAAGAGAGACUUAAUAAGUGGUUUUAUGAGGGAAGCCAGAGCCCUGGGGAAAGUAGUUCAUCCUUGAGGCACAGCGACAGGGGAUCGUUCAAAAUAGUGAUUAGGUAUCAGGAGUGACAUUCAAAGACCUGGUCCUAACACCAGAACACAGUACAAGUGGAGGUCAGAAAUACCCCCACAGCAACUGAAGGAAGUGUGGCUCACUCUAGGAGCCCACACAAGCUCUUCGUCAGAAGUGAGAGGGCAUUAGCAAUCUGGAAGCUAAGGAUUGAGCAAGGUGG